CCAAUCCCCUUGGCACUGUUUCCAAUUUGCCGUUAACUAAUCCCAAGGAGGCCUCCCAAUCAACUGGAAUUUCACCUUUGAUGGGCGAAACAUUUGUCCUAUCUUCACCACCUAUACGGAUACUACCUAUACGGAUGGAAGGGAUCGAGGGUACGGCAACUCAACAAGUCGAAAGUAAUUUGAGGUGCGCCAAAUGUUCUGAAGAUCUUUCUUCAUGUCUCCCACCUAUAGGCUUUCUUCGGUUCUCUCCUCAACUUCAAGGUCCCUUGAAACCACUCAUAUACUUAACCUGCAAACAUAUCAUCCAUUACAAUUAUAUCGAUAAUCCACAAAAACUAUGUCCUAUAUGUCCAUCAACUAAUAUGGAACCGGAAGAGGAAGAAGAAAUGAGUGUUGAUGGCGAAGAACAACCUGAUACCAGCAGUAAAAAAUGUUCCAAUGAAGGUACGGACGUCAACUCAUCUACACCCAAGAAGAAGGCAAAGAAAGCAGUUAGAAGAGAAGAUUCACCCAUUUUGAAAAAGCUUAUCAAGGAAUUGUCCGCUCCAAUUCCACAGCAAAGCUCUUCUGGUAGUAUUAUUUCCCUACAGACAUUCCCUGAUAUGGAUAUUAACUCGGUUAAUUUUUGUGAACUAGAUGAUAAGAUCAUCAAUGCCGAAGAUGGUAAUAAAAAAACUAUUCUAGAAGUGAUUCAUGCAUAUUAUUAUUUUGGGAAAGGGCCAAGACAAAGUUUCAGAGGCUAA
Dentiscutata heterogama is the source of this 743-nucleotide messenger RNA. NCBI's taxonomy places the organism in Eukaryota, Fungi, Glomeromycota, Glomeromycetes, Diversisporales, Gigasporaceae. The record is from the annotation of a GenBank genome assembly.